Durusdinium trenchii is the source of this 1423-nucleotide messenger RNA. The record is from the annotation of a GenBank genome assembly. NCBI's taxonomy places the organism in Eukaryota, Dinophyceae, Suessiales, Symbiodiniaceae.
AGAUUAGUCUUGGCUCAAUCAGCUGCAGCAUGGGACCGAAAACCUAUGGUCGCGGAACUGCGCUUUGCCACUGAUGAAGGUGCAGUCUUGGUCUCAUCCGGCCAGGACUCAGAGAGAAGUCGGGUACACUGCAUCGUGUCAGGCGCUCCCUAUGACCUGCGACGACUGACGGCGUCGCCGAGGGCGGGCGGCGGCUUGGUGGCCUUGGAGACCUUGGAGAGUGUGCAGAGGGAAGUGGACUUUGCUCAACGCGCAGGUCGCCAUCCCAACAUCGUUCGGUGUCAUGGCACCCUGGUGCAGAAUGAGGGGGCUGUGCACUGCCGCUUGCUGCUCUGUGAGCCCUGUGUGAUCGACCUCACGACACACACCUCUGGCUCCUCCACACCCCGAGUGCCCGAGCUCACAGACCUGGGGCAGCAACUGGCCUUUGGCCUUGGACAUCUCCACAACCUUGGGAUCUUGUACGGAGGCUUCGAAGGCAAAGGCAUCUUCCGAGGCCACGACGGGCUUUGGAAGCUCGGCGCCUUCGGCCGCGCGGCGGCGCUGCCGGCGCCGCCGGAGGCGCGUGGGAGCACGGACGACGCCUUGAAACCGGAGGCGGAUGUCUGGUUGCUUGGUGCCUUUCUGUCCUCUUUGCUUUCUGGACUUCCUCAAGGGAGUGGUGCUUUGGCUUUAGCGCCACAGCGGCUCUCAGAUCUCUCAGUUGGGCGGCUGUGGGUCCUACUACAUUGGCUCAUGGCAGAGGCCCCUGAGGAACGGCCUUGUGCUGGUGAAGCAGCAGCUCUAUUGGGUGCUCUAGCAUUCACUCCUCCACAGGAGCUCUUGGCCGAGAUGCCCUCGCGCGAGCACCGCUGGGUCUGCGGUACGGUCCUGGCGGCCGCACGGCAGCUCGCGGUGGACCUGGCAGUGGCGGAGCCUUCGGAGCUGGCGGAGAUGCCGUUGGAGAGGCUUCGCACACUUGCCAGCGAGAUCAAUGACCUCCUCGAGAACUGUGGCUUAGAUGCGAGUUUUCGAGCCCAUGAUGCACCAGAACCUGAAAAGUUGGAAGAAGCCCCACCAUGUACAGGCUUCCGUCCAAAGCAAAGUGCGGACAUUGCAGAUGCCUCUACCAAUGCCAGUGGUAUGUCAGAUGAGUUUGACAGCAAGAUGGGCUUGCUGCCCGCAAAAGGGGCCAACGAGGCUCACUCAGCUGACUUGCUUGGCCUGGGCUGAUGGUGGAUGUGUCAUCUCACAGACUGUCGAUGCAGAACGCCAUCGGACUUGUCCCUUGUCUGAAGGGCGAAUCCAGCCUUUCUGUGACACAGGCAAAGCCUGGCAACUUUUGCUGAUGAGAUUUAAUCAUCAUGGUCAAUCAAGCCACAAUAGCUCGACUUUAGGAAAUACUUACAGGAUUAUGGAUUUGCUGCAUUUUGCUACCUUUGAC